GCCCCGGGGCAGGGCGCGGCCCCGGGGCAGGGCAGGCCCGCGGGAGCAGUGGGCAGGAGACGGCCGGCGGCAGCCGCGAGCGGGCGGAGGGGCGGCCGGCCGCUCUCCCAGCAGCAGAACCAUUUGAUUGCUGAUCUCCAGCAGCCUCUGUAUCUCAGGCACACCUCAGUAUAGCAACGUUGGCCGUGCAUGAGAGUAAAUGGGAACAAAACAAGCGCGGAAGGUUGCCUUUUGUUGGGCUGUCUUGCUAAAGUGACUUUUCCGUUUGCUAGCUACACUGGAUCUUUGAUUGUGGUCUCCUCCAAAUUGCAACACUGAAAACAAUGGCAACAGAAUGUAUAAAAAACUGCUGUAAAUGGUGUUUCUGCAUGGAAAAAGAAAAAAAUGAUCCAGUUUCCAUGGUGCAGGAAUCUGAAGCAGUAGCCGCAAGCAAGCCAACUAUUGUAGAGAAGCCUCCAUUGUCUUCUGUGUCAGUGAAGCGUCAAGUUGGCUGUUCAGAGGAUUAUCUCCUUUCUAAACUGCCCCUGGAUGGUCAGGAGGUACCUUUUGUGGUCCCUCCAUUCAAAUUGGCUUAUGUACAGCCGAAGAACCUUCCUAGUAUCUCACAUGCUGGAGGGAUUCAAGAAUCUGCCAGAGCCUCACUUGGUGACCGGAAAGCAGAACUGCACGGUGUGUACCAAUGGCCCCGCUAUGACGUGUACAACCCAUUCUAUUUGGAGCAUCGGAUUUCGCCAGAUCUGAUUAGGCGCUUCCAAGCAAAAUCAGAUAAUAGGAAAUUAUAUGGAUCAGUUUGUGAUUUAAGACCUAGUGCUUUGCCUGCAUCAUUUGAUGUAAGUCGUUCAAUGUUUGAUCUCAGAAGCCCACCUCAUCGAUUCAUGAAGAGAUACGAUUCAUUCUCCAGUGUACCUAGCAGUACCUCUUCCAGGAAGGAUUCGCAAGGCAGUAACAGGAGUCUGGAUACUAUUACAUUAUCAGGUGAUGAACGAGACUUUGGAAGACUGAAUGUGAAGUUGUGUUAUGUUUCUUCUGUAGAACAGAUUUGGAUCACAGUUUUACAUUGCAAAGAUCUGAGCUGGCCUUCUAGCUAUGGGGAAAAUCCUCGUAUCUACGUCAAGGGAAUUCUCACACUGCCAAAACCAGUGCAUUUCAAAUCUUCUGCCAAGGAAGGGUGCAAUGACAUUGAAUUUAUGGAAACUUUUGUAUUUGCUAUUAAACUGCAAAGCCUGCAGGCUGUCAGAUUGGUAUUUAAAAUCCAGAUGCAGACUCCCAGGAAAAAAACAAUUGGAGAGUGCUCCUUGGCACUGCGGGAGCUCAGCUCAGAGGAGUCAAGUCAUUGGCUGGAUAUAUCUCCUCCUUCCAAAGCACCUGUGUGCCGUGCAGAACUUCAAAUAGGAACUUGUUUUCAGGCAAUAAACAGGAGGAUUCAGUUACAGAUUCUUGAAGCACAAAACCUUCCAGUUUCAUCUACACCGCUGUCUUCAAAUUUCUUCGUGAAAGUUGGAAUGUUUAGUACAGAAGGGAUGAUUUAUAAGAAGAAGACUCGUCUUCUGAAGUCCACUAAUGGCCAAGUGAAGUGGGGAGAAAUGAUGAUUUUUCCAGUUAGCCAAGCUGAACAAGGAAUUAGCUUUCUCAUCAAGCUCUACAGCAGAAGCUCAGUGAGAAGAAAACACUUCUUAGGACAGAUCUGGAUAAGUUCUGAUAGCAGUAACAGUGAAGCAGUAGAGCAGUGGAAAGAUACUAUUGCCAACCCUGAAAAAGUUGUUGUUAAAUGGUACAGCAUUGGUCCAUCCUGAAGACUGGAGAUGAAACUCAGGACUGAUUUUUUUUUUUACAAAGAUACCCCUACGCUGUUUAAAAUAGUACAAAUAAAAAGAAAAAUAUUGUCUACACAGGGUCUUCAGAAGUCCUCCACUGCAUCACACCUCCAUGGUAACUAGGAAAAUUCAGUUUCACCAAGACAAAUACUAGCUAAAUAUUAUUAAAAGGAGGACAUAGGAACUGGGGAAAGUGCUCAUUCAAUUUUAAAAAAAUCCACCUUGAAAAAUACAUUUUUGCCCCUUUCAGGCUCCAUAAGAGCACAGAAAUCCAAUCUUGGAGAGAAGCAGCUUGAAUCAGCAGCAUCUUCACUAGUCACUGACGUCAUCCUCAUCGGCAAUCUUGUCUUUGGCAGACUCCAAAGUCCAUGGGAAUCAGUCCAGUCAGUGGCUUGAUCCUAGGUAUCUCUGAGCCUCUGGGGUUGCGCCUGUGUUGACAGGAUUUGAUCAGAGUAACGUGUGCCUGAGCAAGUGGGAAAGCUGCGGCAGUAGGAGAAGGCAUAAAGAGAACUACACAAUAAGGGAGUUCCCAAAGGCUUUUCUAAUCUCCAUCUUUGAUGAAGAUGUUCAGUACCCUGACAUGCCUGUAGCUUGGCUGUUCCCCCAUCCUUCUCUCUAAACAGAGAGACGGAAAGAUAAGAGUUUCUCUGACUAACUGUGAUCUUUGCAAGUGGAGCCCUCCAGACGUGCUCUGUUUGGUUGAAUUCUGUCUGGAAUCAAUGGAAUAAUACAAAGAGGCAACAGCCCUGCCUAGGAUCAGGGCCAAUACUUUUAGAUAAAUUACUUUCUUAUAUAGAAUUCUUAUAUGUAAACCACUUCCUAUCUAAUCAACAAUGUUCUAGCAUUUGCUUACAUUGCUAAAACUCAGACUAACAUGAGUGAAGGAGUAAGCAAAUAUUUACUGACAUAAGUGCUUUUUGAUAUUCAUUAAAAUGCAGCACAGUAAGGGACUCGGUCUUUGUUUAAAAGACAGGCUGCUACUGCAGAAGUGUUUGUUACGUGUCUAGGAUGCUGAAAAAUUAUGUGUGGGAGUAUAUUUUUGUUACUUGUUUCUAGCAAGAAGAAAUUACCAUAUUUUUAUUGUGAAUUACAUUUUUCCUACAAAAUCCCAAGAUUAUUUUUUCUAUUAGUCCCCAUAUUUUCAGGGGUUUAUUCACAGUUAUUUUUAAGGCAGGAAAAUGCCAUGUAUAUGAUUGAUAAUACAUACAUCUAAAAGCACAGACCUCUUUGCACUACUUUAACUACUGGAUUUAAAGAAUAUAUAUUUUCCAUUAAAUCCACUGCUUACACAUUUACUGUUGGCUGUCUGGACUGUACAAAUAUGUAUGUUCAUAUAGACGCUGAAUAAUUAUAUCUUUUUUUUAUAACUGGGAUCCUGUUCAAACAUCUGACAUUAACUAGAGUGGCAGUGAGAGUACUCGCUGCUGGAAGGCAAAGGAACAGGGGGGAACAGAGAAAACACUAACAGGAAAGCAUAGUGUUGUACUUAAGCAUAGAGCUCAGAGCACCUUUAUUUUAACUUUUUUGACUUUAAGGGUCAAGAAAAAAUGGAAUCUUGUAGAUUAUUUUUUAUCAGCUGAUAUUGAAGCUUUUAAAACUUCAACUAUCCAGAUUUUUGUUGUUGAAAUUUAGUAUUUUGAAAAUGGGCAAAGAAAAGGAUUUUCCCAGGCUCUUACAUGUUCUGCUUUUUGAACAGUUUUUAUAAAUGAACUGAAAAAGCUUUAUGCAUGUUACUCAGAGAACAAACAUCAGUUCUAGCUCUUACUGACAGUCAUUGCAAAGCUCCCAGGAGGCCCAGAGGAUCUUGACUGACAGCGUUAAAUUCUAGCCAGUCAUAUUACAACACUUGGAAUGAGCCUGGCCUGUUGGGUAACAUGAUAAAAAGGAGCUGGACCGAGCUGAUGUUCUUGGACUAUCUUUACUUGAAUACCUGGAUCUUUUUUAUUCAUUGUGGCUGAACUGCAGUAAACAAAAUUGCAAACUGUUUUCUUACGCAGAACACUGCUCUAUUUGAAAGAGACGACAGGGAGUAUCCCAGUGUUUUGGAAGCUUCGAUUACCACAGCAGUGGUUCUGUAGAGAUUGCCAACUCAGUGGAUACUGUGUAAAAUGGACUUUUGGGGCUGGUUUAGGACACCUAGCCUUUUAAGGGCUUAACUAGUAAUGUCUCCUUUUUUCUAUGUUAAUAUUUAAUCUAUGUGUUUAUAAUAAAAGUUAUGAACAGAAAAUAAUAGAAUCAUUUAGGUUGGAAAAGAGCUUCAAGAUCAUCGAGUCCAACCAUCAUCCAUGCCCACUAAACCAUGUUCUGGAGUACCUUGUCUAUGCGCUUUUUGAAUACCUCCAGGGAUGGUGACUCAACCACUUCCCUGGGCAGCCUGUUCCAAUGUCUGACAACCCUCUCAGUAAAGAAAUUUUUCCUAAUAUCCAACCUAAAUCUCCCUUGCCGCAACUUGAGGCUUUUUCCUCUCGUCCUAUCACCAGCCACCUGACAGAAGAGACCAACACCCACCUCACUACAACCUCCUUUCAGGUAGUUGUAGAGAGUGAUAAGGUCUCCCCUCAGCCUCCUCUUCUCCAGACUAAACAGCCCCAGCUCCCUCAGCUGCUCCUCAUAAGACUUAUGCUCAAAUAUUCCUUUUUUUUUUUUUUUUCAGUUGUUUAUACCAGUGUUUACCAGCAUCUCAAACUGAUGUUCAAGUCCUACCUUUUUCUCUGAGAAAAUGCCAACUAAGGAACUAUAUUUCAUGUAGCAUUGAAUGUAGGGGAGUUGACUGCUAACACAUUGAGGAGGUAUAUAAGGCCUCUCUUUGCAAGAUGCACACAGGUACUAGAGAAUGCACUCUGAGGCACUGCUUCAUCCUGUGCUUAUUCACAGGCUUUGGGGUUUUCUGCAUUUGUGUGUGCAUUCAUGUAAGAAUUUAAUGAAUUCUUAAUAGUUGGCUAAAGACACUGUGCUUUUUUUCUACAACAUUGGAGCAUUUAAGUUGCUUGUUGCCCAGAUUUAUUCCUCAGUUUGUCCAGAGCACUACAGUGUUCUUGAGGAAACUGUAUUUCAGGUUUAGAAAGCAGAAGGUCCUUUAUUUGUCCCACCACACAAAAUUCGGCUCUGCUUGUUACUAGUCUCGGCUGACUCAAUGCACACUCCAUUACUGAGAGCAUGGCAGCAGAGCACUGGGAUGUCCGUUUCUGUGUGCACUCCAGCCUUGUUGUGUGU
Messenger RNA from Harpia harpyja (harpy eagle), 5027 nucleotides. RefSeq names its product tandem C2 domains, nuclear (gene TC2N). Bases 324 to 1793 code for a protein of 489 amino acids. NCBI's taxonomy places the organism in Eukaryota, Metazoa, Chordata, Aves, Accipitriformes, Accipitridae. The transcript has 13 exons. The record is from RefSeq and is a predicted model, not a curated record. Gene Ontology annotation, cellular component: nucleus.